CACACACACCAUAUGAGUUCUCUAGAAGAGCCAUGAGAAAGAAAAAAAAUAUGACACACGUUUGAGUUAGUUACAACUGUUUUGUAUUAAAAAAACGUUUCCACUGCCCUUAUGCUUUCUUCAAGCUAAAAGAUUGCGACCUUUAAUGAAAGUAUCCGCCAUGAGAAUGAAUUUUCUUGCUCUGGGUUUGUCUCUGUGUCUUGUUCUUUCGAGCUUCCAUGACGUUUCUUGUCAGGAUGAUGGUGGUGCUAGUAGGCUGAGUCAUUUGGAUCUAAUUGAACGUGAAUACCAAGAUAGUGUCAAUGCUCUUCAAGGCAAGGAAGAUAAAGAUCAGUCUUCAGAUAUAGUGACUGAGAACCAGAAGAACACUACAGUGACUGAUCAGAACACUAUUUCUCUGUCUCUGUCUGAUGAAUCUGAGGGCACUACUUUCAGUGAUUCAGCUGAUAACUCAAACCAGGUUGGAGCUGUUAGUGAUGAAAGUGUUCAACGUUCGAGUCUCUUAGAUCAAAUAGAACUUGAAUUUGAAGCCCAUCUCAAUGGUCUGAACCAAGCUGGAUCUGAUGGUGCCAAGGACAGUGAAGAAUUAUCUGCUGAGAGACAGAAGAUGUUGGAAGAAAUCGAACGAGAGUUUGAAGCUGCUUCAACUAGUUUGAAACAAGUAAAGACUGAUGAAGGAAAUGAUGAAGAACAAUCUGCAAAGAGAAAAAGUAUGCUUGAAGAGAUCGAACGCGAGUUUGAAGCCGCUAUUGAAGGCCUUGAAGAACUCAAAGUUUCUGAUUCUACCGGAAGCAAUGAUGAUGAAGAACAAUCUGCAAAGAGACUAAGUAUGCUUGAGGAGAUAGAACGCGAAUUCGAAGCUGCUACAAAAGGUCUUGGACAACUCAAGGCUAAUGAUUCAACCGGGGACAAAACUGAAGAAGAACAAGAUGCAAAGAGACAGAGUAUAUUAGAAGAGAUCGAACGCGAUUUCCAAGCUGCUACAGAGAGCCUUAAGCAACUUCAAGUUGAAAGCUCCAGUGAAGACACAGAACAAACUGCAAAGAGACAAAGUAUGCUUGAAGAAAUUGAACGUGAAUUUGAAGCUGCUACACGUGAUCUUAAACAACAAAAUGAGUUCACUGAUGAUGAUCAAUCUGCAAAGAGGAAGAGUAUGCUUGAAGAGAUGGAACGUGAGUUUGAAGAUGCUAUUCAAGGUCUUCAACAGAUAAAAUCUGAUGAUUCCAUAAACAAUGAAGAACAAUCUGCUAAGAGAAAGUUAAUGUUGGAAGAGAUCGAACGCGAAUUUGAAGAAGCUCAGAGUGUAAUGAAACAGAGGGGUUCCAUUACACCAGAGUUUCUUGGACUAGGACAGUCAGGUGUCUGUGGCUGUUUCAAUCAAGACAAUUCUGGUUUAAAGCAAGAUGAAGUGGCAUCAAUCUCUAUAUCACACAGUAUAGCAUAGAAAGAGAUCCUCUCAGAAGAAUCUGAACUCCAGGGAACAGAGACUUCUUCUAGUCUCACUAAGUCUUUGACUCAACUAGUUGAGAAUCACAGGAAAGAAAAGGAAUCUCAUAAUGUUCUCACUUCAUCCAGAAGUGAAUCAGCAGCCACAUCAGAGACUGUAGAGAGCCUUAGAGCUAAACUGAAAGAGCUUCGUGGCUUAACCGCUCGUCAGCUCGUGACACGUCAAGACUUUGAUAAGAUUCUCGUCAUGGCUGCAACUUUCGAAGAGCUAAGCUCAGCUCCGAUCAGUUACAUUUCUAGGUUAGCUAAGUACAGAAACGUCAUCACAGAAGGACUUGAAGCUUCUGAGCGUGUCAACAUCGCAAAGCAAGCUACAAUGCUCAAAGAGACUGCCACUGAGAAGCAAACCUUCGUGGACGCUAACUUCGAGGAGGCUAAAAGGCUUGCUCAGAGAGGAGACGCGUUGUACGUGAGAAUCUUUGCGAUCAAGAAACUGUUGAAGAAGCUUGAAACAGAGAGAGAAGCUGUUGACGUGAAGUUUAAGGAGGUUGUGAAAGGUCUCUCUCAUCUUCUUGUUGAUGCUUCAGAGGCUUACGAGGAGUAUCAUGGAGCUGUGAGGAAGGCGAAAGAGGAAGCAAGCGGCUGAGGAGUUGCGAGAGAGGCAAUGGAGAGUGCACAGAUCAUAUGGGUUAAGUUUCUUAGUUCUCUUUAGGGAGGAGCUGAGAUUCUUGGUUGUGUUUAGAGCCAAUGUGGAGGUCUUGUUUGGUCUUGUUUUGUAUUUUAUGUUGAUGUUUUGUUUCAGACUUUGUGUGUUGGUUAUAUCAGGAGAGAGAGAGAUUGGAGAUAGACACUAAAAUAAAUAAUGUUUUUUCAGAUUUCAAAUAAAAUAAAGAUUUCAAUAA
This is a messenger RNA of Brassica napus (rape), 2348 nucleotides long. Its product is annotated as TSK-associating protein 1. The record is from RefSeq and is a predicted model, not a curated record. NCBI's taxonomy places the organism in Eukaryota, Viridiplantae, Streptophyta, Magnoliopsida, Brassicales, Brassicaceae.